UAUCAUUUAUAACAAACUGUACCAUCACAUAAUUGAAAUUAUACGCAUUUGUACCCUCAUGUUACCGUUGUUUGGUAUAUAUAAGUACAGCUACUAGCAAUUCUCUUACCAGAAGCCAAGUAAAAAAAUGGAUGAAAGUCUAACAAAAGUUCCUUUCUUCCUUACUGUUGUCUUUUGCUUCCUUCCCUUGUAUGUUCAGUCGCAGUGCAAAAAAAAUCCGGUAGUGUUCACCUUUGGAGACUCCAAUACCGACACCGGUGCAUAUUUUUCCGGCUUGGGUAUGCUUUUUGGAGCUCCCAACGGACGUACAUACUUCAAUAAGCCAUCUGGCCGGUUGUCGGACGGACGUUUAGUCAUUGAUUUCCUAUGUGAAAGUUUGAACAUUAAUUACUUAACACCAUAUCUUCAACCCCUGGGGCCUAAUUUCAAGUAUGGAGUUAAUUUUGCCUUUAGUGGUGCAGCCACUUCUCCUAGAUUUAAACCUUUUAGCUUGGACGUUCAAAUUCUUCAGUUCAUUCACUUCCGAACUCGCUCUCCUGACCUAUUAUCACAAGGAUACAAAGACUUGAUCAGUGAGGAAGACUUCGAAGAUGCACUGUACAUAUUUGACAUUGGACAGAACGAUUUGGCUGCUUCAUUUGAAUAUCUUUCACAUGAAGAAGUUAUGAGAAAAAUCCCAUCUAUUAUUGAAGAAAUAGACUACGCUAUCCAGGAUAUAUAUGAUCAUGGAGGGAGGAACUUCUGGGUACACAACACAGGGCCAUUAGGUUGUUUGCCUCGAAUACUUAGCAUAACUGAGAAGACUGCUAGCGAUUUUGACGAACAUGGUUGCCUUCAGCCUAUUAAUAAUGCUGCUAAGGAAUUUAAUCAGCAGUUGCACGAUUUAUGCGUACAACUUAGAACUGAAUUAGAAGAUAGCAGUAUUGUAUAUGUGGACAUGUAUUCCAUCAAAUACGAUCUAUUCGCCAAUCCCGCUACUUAUGGGUUUGUGAAUCCAUUAAUGGCGUGCUGUGGGUAUGGUGGAGCACCAUACAACUAUAAUCGCAAUAUAACAUGUGGGAAAAGUGGGCAUAAUGUGUGUGGUGAAGGAUCAAAAUACAUAAACUGGGAUGGAGUUCACUACACAGAAGCUGCCAAUGCAAUUGUGGCAUCCAAAAUACUCUCUAGCAAUUACUCUUCUCCUCAAACCAACUUUAAUUUCUUUUGUAAUACAUGAAAAGGAUUGUAAACCUUCUUCCUCUUAUUGUAGCUUAUACUUUCUGAAAUCUUCCUUUUGUAAUAACAAAUAAUUUCCGCAUUGUAAUAAAAAAAAAAAAAAAAAAUACUAAAGAUGAGUUCAAAUA
This is a messenger RNA of Jatropha curcas, 1343 nucleotides long. RefSeq names its product GDSL esterase/lipase At1g09390. Gene Ontology annotation, molecular function: hydrolase activity, acting on ester bonds. Lineage: Eukaryota; Viridiplantae; Streptophyta; Magnoliopsida; Malpighiales; Euphorbiaceae. The record is from RefSeq and is a predicted model, not a curated record.